UAUGGAGAACAUUCAUCGGGGUGAGCCGGAUGACGAUGGAAAUACCUUGGGAUCAAUGCGAUCCGUGGAUCCUGUUCCACAGUCGUUGAAGGAAGUCGUUGAAUUAAUGACCUCCGUGAACGGACAUUUGGAGGAUUGUGCUGUUGAAUGGCAAGCGACACUGUCCAGGAAACAGUGGAGAAUUUUAGAAGCACAAUCUACAGCUCAUACCCCGUGGGAACACUCACUACUGGCGAGAACAUAUUUCACCGAAAAAAAUCUUGAUGACGACUUCACAACAUUGAGAAUCAGUGGGAAAAAAUUUCUGGCCGAUUUGAAUAACUUCAUUGGUUUAUUGAGAGGGGAAAAUCCGCUGUUGGGCCCGAAAAAUGUUGAAAAUCAGCCCUCGGAUUCUACGAAGACUAGAAAACCUGUGACACCACUGGACCUUUCACCUCUCGCAGAUCAUAAGAACCCAGAGGAAAAUUCUAGGAGACGAAGGAGCAAAAGAUUGGCAGGAAAUGCCAUCAACACCGUUCAAGAGUCUUUUGCUGAUCUUAUAAAAGCUAAAAUUGACCUUGACACAAAAUUUCUGGGUUUUGAGGCAGCACUCAAUGGCACCGUCGCCAUCACCCCCUCUGCACCCUCCGAAGGGGCCAAGUGUUUGUGCCAAAUUUGCUCGAGUGUUUUGGGUAGCGUGAUUCAUAACAAUUAUUUUCGGAGAGAAGCUGCGAUGAAGCCAAAAGUACGCAGGGUGGCCAGGACAAAGACUAAAAGACUGCGGAAAUCGCCGAAAAUUUGGAAACGCAAUUCCGAGAGCAUCACGCAUCAAUACCCUAAAUAAUCCUCCCUGCAUUAAGCCAAUGAUAAAAAAGCCCAAUAAAUAAUCCGCAAGACACAGAACAUGCUUUUGGAAAUAAUUUAUAAACAUUCUUCGUUGAAUCAAUCGUCAUUGCACGGUCAACUUUUAUUGUUACAAUAAAAUGUGAAAUAUAUCAUUUUUUAAAUUCUCA
Molecule: messenger RNA, 992 nt
Organism: Diachasmimorpha longicaudata
Lineage: Eukaryota; Metazoa; Arthropoda; Insecta; Hymenoptera; Braconidae
Exons: 3
Coding region: 2-823 (273 amino acids)
Source: RefSeq, a predicted model, not a curated record